AUGGCCGACCUCCCAACCAUCGGAAGCUACCUCUUCAAGACCGCCGCACUCCUCAACGCCAUCUCCGUCCCAGGCCACAUCAUAUACGGCUGGAAGCAUCUCGACCCCGUCUUACACAGCACCCUCACCCACACAUCCGAGCACCGCGUGGCGGACGCCUGUGCGAAUGUCGGCUGGGAUCACAUGACCGUCGGAAUCCUUACAGCAGCCAUUUUGAACUACCGUUGGAGCAUGACGCGCGGACCGCAGCAGACGGACGAGAAGAUCAUCUUCUGGUCUCUGCUCGUCGGUGGCUGGUACGUCGGCCGGCGGUUCUGGUCCUUGCGCGAGUAUCGGCCGUUGGGCUGUUUGUGGGUGGCGCCCGUGGCGGGACUUAUUGGCUGGAGCCUCGUGUGA
This is a messenger RNA of Cyphellophora europaea CBS 101466, 396 nucleotides long. RefSeq lists its product as uncharacterized. Lineage: Eukaryota; Fungi; Ascomycota; Eurotiomycetes; Chaetothyriales; Cyphellophoraceae. The transcript is spliced from 2 exons. The coding region runs from base 1 to 396 and encodes 131 amino acids. The record is from RefSeq and is a predicted model, not a curated record.